Messenger RNA from Pangasianodon hypophthalmus (striped catfish), 4514 nucleotides. RefSeq names its product p53-induced death domain protein 1 (gene pidd1). Gene Ontology annotation, molecular function: protein binding. The transcript is spliced from 16 exons. The record is from RefSeq and is a predicted model, not a curated record. Gene Ontology annotation, biological process: DNA damage response; signal transduction; apoptotic process. NCBI's taxonomy places the organism in Eukaryota, Metazoa, Chordata, Actinopteri, Siluriformes, Pangasiidae. Bases 450 to 3404 code for a protein of 984 amino acids.
GUUCCGCGCGUGAAAAUAUGAAAAUGUGAGGAAAAGUGUUUGACAAGGAAGUAGCUUGCUAUGUGGUAUUUUACUUAAGCCAUAAACACACACACGCACACACACACUCACAGGCAUUUCACUGACAACAUGUUUACAUUUUCGACGACGAAAAUUUUGGUAUUUAGCCCUAAAUCCACCGCGACAUUGUGUGAGUUUUGACAGGUUACUUAUAGCUAGCUGGCUAACGCUGGCUAGCUAGAAACUUUCCUAGCAAGACAGCUAAUUAGUGCUUAUUUUACCUAACCAGCAUGGGCUUGCCUGGACUAGAAUAUCUCAGCAUGGGCCAGUUUGGUGAUGUGGUUCAAUCUCAGUCAUGGUGCAGGAGAAAGAGACGAGGUGUCACAUUUAUGUUUUGACACUCCUGUUCACUUGCUUUGCAAUCCAAAGCCGAACUAAAAAGAAAGAGGAUGGAGAGAGAAGAAGAGUGGACGCAAGCAUCCGCAGGAGACGGCACGGCACAAGACAAGGAAAGACUGGAUCAUUUGGGUGUAAAAGAAGGGAUGACUGUGGAAAGGGAUCUUGGAGAGCCCGGGAUAGCAUCGGAUCUGGAUCUGCGACUGAUCAGACAGUCUGCACUGGAAGUGGUGAAGGACGGAUCAGCAUCAAUGCGAAGCUUUCUUCAUGGACAUGCAGUUGGAAAUGGAGAAGCUUUCAAUGCCUUUACAUCUCCCUCUUGUAGCUCAUCUUCUUCCUCGUGCCCUUCUUCCUCUGCUCUCCUCUCCACUUUGUCUCACUCCUCUUCAUCUCCACAGCCCUCUCUCGCUCCUCCUCUCACACCCUCACUAAAGUUGGAUGCAGUGUUAGUGGACGGGAGACUGGUGUUGGACGUGUAUCAGCGUGGGGGCGCAGUGAUGCCCGCUCUGUGGGAGAGAGCUCCAGAGCGGAUGAAGCGGGUACAGUAUGUCCGACUGGGCUCUGAGGACGAGGAAGCACUGGAGGAUGCUCUCGGUGUUCUCCCUCGUCUCACUCAGCUGCGUUCACUAGCUAUUCGAGGCCACCGCUUCUACGAUGCCCGAGGCGAACCCCUGCCUGGCCUGCUGACCUCUCUCCCUCCCUCGCUCUCCUGUUUUUCCCUCCUUGUCCACCUGGAUCUCUCCUUCAAUCGCCUCUCAUCUCUCCCGGCCUGCCUGUUCUCACUCUGUCACCUCUCUGAGCUCCUCCUCUGCCAUAACCUCCUGAUCAGCCUGCCUGGAGAAGUGGGUGGCCUCGUGGCCCUGCGCCGUCUCAGCGUGCUGGGAAAUAAACUGGAGACUCUACCUUCACAGCUUGGUCUUUUGCAUGGGCUACAGGACCUGGACGUGUCCUUUAACCAGCUGACGAGUCUGCCCGAUGAGCUCGGCCUCCUGAAGAAUCUACACACGCUGGAGCUCUCGUCCAACAGGCUUCGAGAGCUGCCCGAGACAUUGGGUUGUUUACACUCUUUGAAGGUGCUGGCAAUCCACAGUAAUGAGUUGCGGGGCGUCCCGGAGUGUGUGAAAUCCCUCCCUGAGCUGACCAGACUGGACGUACGAAAUAACCCACUGGGCCGACCCCCGACCCCCCCACCACUCCCUCUUGCACCAGCAGCUCAAACUGACUCUCCAAUACCAGAGUUACACCUUGCCUUCAACCAACACAAGUUUUCAGUGUCUCCUGCUGGAUGUCAUGUGUUUCUUCCCGGUGGAGGAGAGCUCUUGUUUCCACAGGGCUGCGUUAAGGGCUUUACACAGUUCAAAUGGGCUGAGAGAAAGCCAGACAGGAAGUGGAUAUGGCUUGAGGAGCAUGAUUUCCUGCUAAGUCGUUCUUUGGAGCUGCUUCCGCACGGUGUUACAUUUGACAAGCCUGUAGAAGUGUGCAUUCCCUACCACAGGACUCGUAAAGGGGAGGUGAUUGUGCGCAGGUAUGAUGGUCACUCCUGGGAUACACUACCCACUCAGACCAGAAGAGGGAGCCACAGGCAUAGCUGUAGGCCACGGGGUCGACCUGCGCGGCUGGCGUGCUGCACUGUGAUGCACUUCUCCUGGUUUGUGGCCGUCUCUCGUCCUGUCAGAGACUGUUGCUCGGUAUUGCCAGAGGGGGCGCUGCUGGUGUCUCGCUAUGACCCUGGGAUCAAACUCACUUUUCCUCCGAACUGCACAGCACAUGCGCGCACCGUCACACUGCAGGUGCUGCAGGUGGCACAGUCUGAGGUGCAGGAUCUGACUGGAGAUCCACACGCCAGUGCUAGCCCCCUCCUCUGCCUCUCCCAAACUCCCAGCAUGCACUUCCUCCAGCCAGUCAAAGUGCAGAUCCCCCUUCCUCCUGGACUUACUGGACUUACAGUGGAUAUGUCUCGGCUGCACCUGCUGCAUGGUGACCCUGUGGCUCACACCUGGACUGAUGUCACUGCUCAGGUGUCUCUAUACAUCACACAUCUCUAUGCCAUCUUUUCUGUCACACACUUCUCAUGGUACUGGCUGUGGUACACCACUCACAGCUGUGUUAGUGGAGUGGUGAGGAAAGUGUACCACAGACUAAAACAGUUCAGGGUUCAGUUUCUGGUGCUGCAGAGAAAAACAGACCUCACACAAGUGCUACUGCAGUGUCUGCCUUCAGAUAAGGUCGACAGUAGGUUAGCCUCUCUGUCAGAGCAGUAUGAUGGUCCUCAGCCUUCAGAUGUGUGUAACCUGUUGGAAGGAGAGCAGUUCUUUGCUGGGUUUGAGAAAGGCAUCGACAUCACCUCCGAUCGACCAGACUGUAGAGAAGGCAGACUAUCCUUCACCUUCUACUCUCACUUGAAGAACAUCAAAGAGGUUCACGUGUGCCCGACACACCAACAAGAGGGAACUGUCCGAGGACAGGUAUCGUUCUACAGAGGUGAGGUACCCAGUGACCUGCCAGAGGAAGUGGCGCAGAAAAGGAAAGGCCACGAUAGCCAGUGGAUGGCUACGCUCCCCCUUAGACUUCCGGGUGUUGACCAGGAGGGCAGUGUGUAUGCAGAGCGGCAGUACCCUCCGCUAAACCUCGGUGAUCCUGAGAGCGGCUAUCUGACAGAGACCAACUUGCUGGCCAUCUCAUUACGCAUCAGCCAGGACUGGCGCAGCAUCGGCAUCAACCUGGGCAUCAGCUAUAAGGAGCUGGAUCGCAUCCAGUUCAAACACAGAGAUAACCUAGGAGCCAUGGUGUUGGAGAUGCUCUUCCAUUGGGCGAGAGGGCAGGAGAAGGCGGGAGCAGGAGCGGUCCCACGGCUCAUCGAUGCUCUAAUUGAGAGCGGGAGGCGGGACCUUGCUGAGGAAGUGGAGGAUAUAGUGAAUCUGGGGAAAAAGAAGUACACAGAGUCCCUGAAGAGAGUGGGCCUAGAGACAGAGACUCCAACAACCUCUACUCGGUCUCCAUUAAGCUGACAUAAACGCACACACACACACACACACACACACACACACACACAGAGAGAAGGGAGACAUCUCCCAGGUGCCUAAUGCACAAAUCAGACUAAUGGUGCUGGCCAUUGUACAUUUAAUAUUUAAAGAGCCAAUUAUUUAAUAUAAGACACACACACACACACACACACACACUUCUCUGCAGUGUCCCUGCUGUCAGGUUUUCCACUGUGUGGUCGUUGCUAUGGCUGAGCUGCCGUUGGGCUGAAUCAGCUCCUCACACAUGUCUGCUGAACAAACUUCUUCCACUCUACCUCUCUGUCUCCUGAAGCUUACAACAGCCUUGUGUUCACCAAUCACUAACUUAAACUGGAAUCAGACAAGUGCACUAAAAUGUUUAUAUUGCCAAUGUGUUUUGACCAUUUUGUGAUCACUGAUUGUACAUGAUUUUUAUUUGAACCAUGCCCGAACUACGCUACACUAUGUGGCCAAAAGUCUGUGGACACCUGACCAUCACACUCUUUCCCAAAAUGUUUGAAGCAUAUAAUUGUAUAGGAUGUCUUUCAGGAUCAGGAUCAGAAUCUCUUUAAUAGCCAGUGAGCUUUAAUACAUGAAUUUGACUUGGUCGUGGCCUUGUAUAUCAAACAAAACAAAGAAACCAAAAAAAAAAAGAAAAAACCCCACCAUGCUAAAAAGAGAGCUUGCAGUGAGCUGCAGCAUUACAGUUUCCCUUCACUGGAAGUAAAUGGUGGAUCCAAUAACCUGUUCCAGCAUGACAAUGCUCCUGUGCACAAAGCGAGCUCCAUGAAGACAUGGUGUGUGAAGGUUGAAGUGGAAGAACUCGAGUUUCCUGCGCAGAGCGCCUGAUCUCACUAAUGCUCUUGUAGCCGAAUGAACACAAAUCCCCACAGCCACGCUCCAAAAUCUAGUGGAAAGCCUUCCCAGUAGAGUGGAGCUGAUUAUAACAGUAAAUCAGGAACAGGAUGUUCAGGGGUGUAACGGUCAGGUGUCCACAAACUUUUGGCCAUGUAGUGUAUGAGUGUAUAAUGUUUGUUGACAUCUUAAACAGUCUCUGUAUUAUGUUUUAAUCUGACAAUUUUGUUAACGCACAAAAAUAAAUGUGCUGUGAGAUAA